Anthostomella pinea is the source of this 2625-nucleotide messenger RNA. NCBI's taxonomy places the organism in Eukaryota, Fungi, Ascomycota, Sordariomycetes, Xylariales, Xylariaceae. The record is from the annotation of a GenBank genome assembly.
AUGGAGACGACUCUCCCACUCCCCUUUCUCGUCUCUGUUGACGUCCCACCGGGGUUGGCCUCAAGUGAAGGUCUGAACCGGGAGGAAGUGUCAUGUCUUGGCUGUGUCUUUUUCGACGCAACUCAGAAGAACCUCGAAAAGCUCCUCAGCCACUUGAGGCAACACAGCGCCGAGUUUCACGUCUUCUUGGAUGCUACAGCGCUUGAGUCGAGAGACGGUGUCGUUUCGCUUCUAGACCACGGUGCUCGGAAAGUCUUCGUCCAACCCGAGAGGUUGUUAGAUUUCGCCGAGUUUGGAAGACGAGUCGCCCCUGCUGUUACGAAGCUGAACAAGGUAUCGGCCCACAUCAAGCAUGGCCUCCUAUUGAAAGAUUUUGACCAGAGGGGCUGUGAUGUCGGCGCCCUCAUGGAGUCAAUCAAAGAGGAAAAGCUACCCCCCGUUUAUAUCAAGCCCAUCUCCGAGACUGUCUAUGACCACUUUGUCGACAUCUGCUCACAAAUACGGGCCAUCCCGGUCUUACCAUCUACGGUAUUGACGACGAAGAAGGAUGAGGCCGAGAAGAAGUUGUUUGUACCCAAACUCUUCUCGACGUCAUGGACGUCAGAGAGGGAAGACAAGCUUCUGCCGACAGUCGUCUGUGAUGAGAGAGGUGUGUCACUUGGCUUGGUUUACAGCAGCGAGGAAAGUGUCGCCGAAUCCCUCAGGACACAGACUGGCGUUUAUCAAAGUCGGAAGCGAGGUCUCUGGUACAAGGGAGCCACGUCUGGAGACACGCAAGAGCUCGUGCGAAUAUCAAUGGACUGCGACAAUGACGCACUGAAGUUCGUCGUCAAGCAAACCGGAAGAUUUUGCCAUCUCGAUCAAUUCGGCUGCUUCGGUGACCUCAAGGGAUUGUCCAAGCUUGAGCAGACGUUGACUUCGAGGAAGCAGUCGGCGCCCGAGGGCUCCUACACGAAGAGGCUAUUCUCAGAUGGCAAGCUCCUCCGCGCGAAGAUCAUGGAGGAGGCCGAGGAACUUUGCGACGCGCAAACGCCGGAAGAAGUCGCUUUCGAAGCGGCAGACUUGAUUUACUUCGCUCUCACGAAAGCUGUUGGUGCUGGAGUCAGCCUCUCGGAUAUCGAGAAGAACUUGGACGCAAAGAGCUUGAAGGUGAAGAGGAGACCCGGUAACGCCAAGGGCCAAUGGGCGCAGAAGGAGAGCAUCGCCGAUGGCACAGUCGAAGAGGCGAAAGAAGCUGCGAAGGAGUCCUCCUUACCACUGACUUCAGCUCCUGCCACUGAGAAACACACAGCACCCGAUACCCAGAGGAUCUCAAUGAGGCGAGUGGGUGCAAGUCAGGUCGGAGAAGCUGAGGUCUCGAAGACUCUGAAGAGGCCAUCUCAGAAGUCGGCGGAAACGAUCAUGGGUAUCGUCACGCCCAUCAUCAAUGACGUGCGACAAAACGGCGACAAAGCCCUUCUAUCUUACACUCACAAAUUUGAGAAGGCUACUUCGUUGACGUCCCCUGUUCUCAAAGCCCCCUUUCCUCAGUCACUCAUGAACCUUCCUCCCGAGACCAUCAAAGCCAUCGAUAUUUCGUACGAAAACAUUCGAAAGUUCCACGCUGCGCAGAAGGAGGAUAAGCCGCUGCAAGUCGAGACGAUGCCAGGAAUUGUAUGUAGUAGGUUCUCGCGACCCAUCGAGCGCGUGGGUCUCUAUGUUCCAGGUGGAACGGCGGUUCUUCCUAGUACUGCUCUCAUGCUCGGUGUACCAGCCAAGGUCGCUGGCUGCCAGAAGAUCGUUCUCGCAACGCCCCCACGCGCGGAUGGCAGCAUAACACCCGAGAUUGUAUAUGUGGCUCACAAGGUUGGGGCCGAAAGUAUCGUGUUAGCUGGUGGUGCACAAGCGGUCGCUGCAUUGGCUUAUGGCACCGAGAGUGUCAGUAAGGUGGACAAGAUUCUCGGCCCUGGCAACCAGUUCGUCACAGCUGCCAAAAUGCACGUCAGCAACGACACCAAUGCUGGGGUGAGCAUCGACAUGCCGGCUGGACCUUCCGAGGUGCUAGUUAUCGCUGACAAAGACGCAAACCCGGCCUUCGUGGCUUCAGACCUGUUGUCUCAGGCUGAACACGGUGUUGACAGCCAAGUCGUCUGCAUCACGAUAGACUUGGAUGAGCAGCAGUUGAAGGCUAUCGAGGAUGAACUACACAAUCAGGCUAUGGCUCUGCCCAGAGUGGACAUCGUCAAGGGUGCUAUCGACCACUCGGUGACAGUACUAGUCAAGGACGUGGAUGAGGCGAUGAGGAUCAGCAAUGAAUACGCCCCUGAGCACUUGAUCCUUCAAAUCAAGGACGCGGAGCGGGCUGUCGACAAGGUUAUGAACGCUGGAAGCGUGUUCAUUGGACAAUGGACGCCUGAGAGUGUCGGUGAUUACUCUGCUGGUGUGAACCACUCAUUGCCGACCUAUGGGUACGCAAAGCAGUACUCAGGUGUCAACCUGGGCUCCUUUGUCAAGCACAUUACGAGCUCGAACUUGACCGCAGAGGGUCUCCGAAAUGUGGGAGAGGCGGUAAUGCAACUGGCCAAGGUGGAAGAGCUUGAGGCACACAGGAGGGCUGUGAGCAUCAGACUGAAAACCAUGGAAUGA